This is a messenger RNA of Linum trigynum, 2916 nucleotides long. The record is from the annotation of a GenBank genome assembly. Lineage: Eukaryota; Viridiplantae; Streptophyta; Magnoliopsida; Malpighiales; Linaceae.
GAAGUAAGGUAACUUAAAUUUUUUUACCUGUUAUAGCAGGUUUCACAGGUCGCAUUACGUAAACUACAAUAGGGAUUACGUAAUGGUUACAUAUAAUAUGGUAAUCUUACGUAACAGUUGUAAAAGAUCAUUACGGAAGCCUUACGUAAUAGAAUGUGUCUUUACGUAGUGUGUAUCAACCUCGCGUUACGUAAAAUGCUAAAUCGUUACGGAAGUCUUACGUAACGCUACCGAUUUAACUGUUACAUAAGAAAUAACUGUCGUUUCGUAAACUUUACGUAAUGGAAGGUCUUUUUACGUAAUGAAUAUUAACCUCACGUUACGUAAAGUGCUAAGUCAUUACGGAAGCCAUAUGUAACACUCCCGAUUUAACUAUUACAUAAGAAAUAACUAUCAUUCCGUAACAUUUACGUAAUGAAGGUGUAUUUUACGUAACGCUUGUAAAAUGUCAUUACGAAAAUCUUAUGUAAUGGAAGGUCACUUUACGUAAUGAGUAUUAACAUCAUGUUACAUAAAGAGCUAAGUUACAAUGGAAGCCUUACGUAACGCUUCUAAUUUCAUAAGAAUUAAAAAAGGAAAGGAUAAAAUAAGGAAAAUCAACUAAAUGUGAAAAAGGAAAGAAAAAAAUAAAAAAGGUAAAUUGAGAAGGUGUUGACCGGCAACCAAGAUUGUCAACCCGCGGGUCAACCCGCUUUGACCAUGUCCCGGUGAGAAAAAUGGGUCGCACGCACCCGGCGGGUCGACCGCUACAAGGUACCGAAUUGGAGGUCAAAUUGUGUCUUUUUUUCUUUGGUUUGGAGAAUGCCACUAUUUUUCUACUUUUCUUUUCGCCUGACUCAAUUUCGGGAUUCUAAGUUGAACAUUUGAACAUUGAUGUUAUAUAAGUGUGUGUUUUCACUAUAUGUUGGAUCUAAGUAAGACAUGCUAUUUUGGUAGCAUAUUAUAUGUUAUAACUCAUACGUUAGAUGAUAUUUGAUAUAAUUUAUUGUACUUAAUAUGUUAUAACUCAUACGUUAGAUGAUAUUUGAUAUAAUUUAUGAGGAUAAGUACAAUAUAAUGACUCUUUUCAUAUUUUCGGGCUAAAUCGAACUAAAACGGGUGACCCAUUAACUCUUGACUCACUAGCUCGACCGGGUCCGGGUCAGCCUGCGGGUUGACAAACUUGCCGGCAGCCCUUGUUGCCAUUUUACUUAUUUGUUUAAUCAAUGGUUUAAAAUAAGUUUGAUCAAUUUUAACUAUUUAGAUCUCUACAAGUUAUCUAACUUAAAAUUAUACCCAAGCUACUGUAAGAAGUCCCUAUCAUUUCAAUCCAGACUCCAAUAUUCGAUUUUUCCGGUCGAACCAAUGGUAUGAUUUCUACAACCAUGGAUCGAGUAAAAUCCAAUCCGGGACUAGGGUCGGGAAUUCAAAAUUCAGUCGCUAAACAAGUCUUCUUCUCUUCUCUUUCAUCCCCAGUCCAUUUCAGUACCAUUCCAUACGCAGGCAGCAGUCUCGUUUCCAUCUGUCGAGUACCUUUUUCUUAUCGCAAGCAAGAUUUCACAGAGUCCUCCAAGAUCAACAGCCAUGUUCGAUCCGCAGAAUUGCGUGGAUUUGCGAGGGGAUCCAAGUUUCGUGGAGGACUCCAAAUCGUGGCUUUCUGGUCCUCCAAACUCUUCCCCACCUCACUCCCAAUUAACCAGCUCCCAGAUUGCCGCCCACUGUGCCGCCGCCGCAUCUACUUCCAAUGGCGGUGGAAAUGGCAACCUCCAUCGUGUUCUCUUCAACGAUCUGGUCGAGAUCGUCCCUCUUGUUCAGUCCCUCAUCGACAGGAAAGCCAGCAGUUCUUUCACGCGGCGGGGCUCAAUAGUAUAUACCAAGACGCCUUCCAGGGAGUCUUUGUCCAAAAAGGUGAUUGAUCGUAGGAAUAGGAAUACAGCUCAAUCUAUUCCUGCAAAAAAGAAAGGGGAUCGUGGAGAUAAGGAUGAAAGUAAGAGUGUUGGAAAUACUCAAGAUGUCAGCGACUUCACAGUGUUUACCUCAAGGGCUUUUGCUGCCGACAGUAACACAGAUGAGCUAAUCACAUUAAGGGAACAAGUGGAAGAUCUGCAGAAGAAGUUAUCCGAGAAAGACGAGUUAGCAAAAUCAUUGGAGAUAUCAGAAAGCCAGAAUGAUGCAAUUCAAGCUGAGUUAAAUGAACUGAAACAGCAGGUUUCUGAAAAGGAGUCUUUAAUAAGGUCCCAUCAAGUGCAACUCUCUGAUGCCAAGAUAAAACUGGCGGACAAGCAGGCAGCGCUAGAGAGGAUUCAAUGGGAAGCAAUGACAUCGAACAAUAAGGCUGAGAAGCUUCAGGGAGAGCUGGAUUCCAUUCAAGGAAACAUCUCGUCAUUGAUGCUGUUAUUUGAAGGCUUGACAAAGUGUGAUAUGUCAGCACUCAGUGAAGAUUAUGACAGCAAGCCAACAUAUUUAGACUAUGAUCCUGACAUUGACGAUUUGGACGAUACGGACAUUAGGGAAAUGGAAGAGGCACGUAUAAAUUACAUUGCAGCUGUUGCUGCGGCGAAAGAAAAGCGUGAUGAGGAAUCCAUUAUUGCUGCUGCGCUUGCUAGACAACACCUUCAGUUUCUACUUUGUAAGCCUAGUGCUGCAAAUCCAUUCAAGAAACUGACCAAUGCUAUGGCUUCUGAUUCUUCUUCAAGCAUAGUACAUGUGCGCUAGGGUCUUCUUAUUCGGUUGUAAGCUAUAACUAGCUGAUUGUCUAUUCCGAAGCUGUGGGAGUGUUUCAUUUUAAUAACUUGUGGGUGUUUUUAGAAGAAGUAUAGUGUCGUUAGUCUGCAAAGUUAUUGUGUUGAUGGUGCUAAUCUGUUUAAUCCACAUACUUAUUGAAAAUCUUCAGCUUGCAAAAUUAUUGAACAGAUCAGUUUUACUAUGUGUAAAAGA